Cordyceps fumosorosea ARSEF 2679 is the source of this 1644-nucleotide messenger RNA. Its product is annotated as T-complex protein 1, theta subunit. NCBI's taxonomy places the organism in Eukaryota, Fungi, Ascomycota, Sordariomycetes, Hypocreales, Cordycipitaceae. The record is from RefSeq and is a predicted model, not a curated record. Gene Ontology annotation, molecular function: ATP binding; ATP hydrolysis activity; ATP-dependent protein folding chaperone. Gene Ontology annotation, cellular component: chaperonin-containing T-complex. The transcript is spliced from 3 exons. Gene Ontology annotation, biological process: protein folding. Bases 1 to 1644 code for a protein of 547 amino acids.
AUGUCCCUCAAUAUCCCGCAGGCCCCUAACUCGGGCCUUUUCAAGCAGGGCUACAACAACUACGACUCCGAAGAUGGUGCCGUCCUCCGCAACAUUGACGCCUGCCGCGCCAUCGCCCAGACCGUCCAGACCUCGCUCGGCCCCUACGGCCGCAACAAGGUCGUCAUCAACCACCUGCAGAAGAUGAUCCUGACCUCCGAUGCCGCCACGAUCCUCCGCGAGCUCGACGUCGUCCACCCCGCCGCUAAGCUCCUCGUAAUGGCCUCCCAGCAGCAGGAGGCUGAGAUGGGUGACGCCACAAACUUCGUCAUCAUCCUCGCCGGCGAGCUGCUCCGCAAGGCCGAGGACCUGCUGCGCAUGGGCCUCAAGACGGCCGACAUCGUUCUCGGCUACGAGCGUGCCCAGAAAUUCGCGCUCGAGACGCUCGAGCAGCUGGCCGUCGACAAGGUUGAGAACAUCCGUGAUCAGGAGGAGCUCACCAAGGCCCUUCGCACGGUUAUCGCCAGCAAGCAGAACGGCAAUGAGGACACGCUCGCCGACCUCGUCGCCGAGGCCGUCCUUGCCGUCCUACCCAAGAACCCGGCCGCGUUUAACGUCGACAACAUCCGUGUCGUCAAGAUUAUGGGUGGCAGCCUCGAGCAAAGCCGUGUCGUGCGCGGCAUGGUCUUCGCCAAGGAACCGCACGGCUCCGUCAAGAAGGCACGCCGCGCCAAGGUCGCCGUCUACACCUGUCCCAUCGACACCAGUAAGACUGAAACCAAGGGCACGGUCCUGCUGCAUAACGCCAAGGAGAUGAUGGACUUCACCAAGGGCGAGGAGAGCCAGCUCGAGACGGCCAUCAAGGAGCUUUAUGACUCUGGCGUCCGCGUCGUCGUUUGUGGCGACAGCAUUGGCGACCUCGCCCUCCACUACCUCAAUAGAUUCGGCAUCCUCGCCAUCAAGAUCCUCUCCAAGUUUGACCUCCGCAGAGUGUGCCGCGUCGUCGGUGCCACGCCCCUCGCGCGCCUCGGCGCCCCUAUGCCCGACGAGAUGGGCAACAUUGACAUCGUCGAGACGCUCGAGAUUGGCGGCGACCGCGUCACCGUCUUCCGCCAAGAGGAUGAGGUUACACGCACGGCCACACUUGUGCUCCGCGGUGCCACACAGAACCACCUCGACGACCUCGAGCGCGCCGUCGACGACGGCGUCAACGUCGUCAAGGCCAUCACCAAGGACCCGCGCCUCGUCCCCGGCGCCGGCGCCACCGAGAUCCAGCUUAGCACCAAGAUUCAGGCGCACGCCGACAAGACCCCUGGCCUCGCCCAGUAUGCCAUCAAGAAGUACGGCGAGGCCUUCGAGGUCAUCCCCCGCACGCUUGCCGAGAGCUGCGGCCUCGACGCCACCGAGGUGCUCUCCCGCCUGUACGCCGCCCACCACAAGGAUGAGGACGGCGACACGGGUGUUGACGUGGAGAACGCCGACGGCACCGGCCUCCUCGAUGCCCAGGAGGACGGCAUCCUCGACCUGCUCGCCUCCAAGUACUGGGCCGUGAAGCUCGCCACCGAGGCCGCCCGCACAGUCCUGUCCGUCGACCAGAUCAUCGUCGCCCGCCAAGCAGGUGGCCCUAAGCCUCCGGCCCCCAAUCCUAACUGGGACGAGGACUAA